AAUACUGAGAGAAGAAUUAGAAAUAUUAAGACAAUAUUUACCCCAUAUAUUUAAUAUUUUUGAGAUUUAUUCUGCAUAUUUAUUGUGAAAUGUGUCUGUUAAUUAGUGUUGCAGUGCAUCUUUCUAAUAUUACAACCAUUUUAGUUGGAAAUUGAACUUUAAUGGAUUUGUUUACAUUCUGAAAAGUGAAAGUUUUCGAUAUUUUCUUUUUUGACAUUUCGCCUAAAAAGGUGUUCUUUAAGGUUUCUGAAGUACUUUACUUUGAACAUAGAGUCUAAGUGGUAUUGAAAGGAACACAUUUGUUUGCAUUCAUGUUCAGGAAGAAUCAUUGGUGGUGGUAACAAGAUGUUUAAAAAUGAUUUUCAGGGUGGACCUUAUUUUGAAAUAUUUAGUGCACAAGGUAAAGAUUCCACAAGUAAUUGGAAAGUGUCAGGGGGUGUCAAAAAGAUUUAUGAAAAAGAUGUAAAAGGCUUUGUGUACAUAUUAGAAGGUUCCCCAGCUACAACCAAAUUAUCAACACCUAAAGAUUCAAAACAAUCAUUGACAUUAAUACAGCAUUAUUUAGUUUUACAAGUUUAUGUUGGUAAAGGACAAGAUUUCUCAAUUGAGUUAGGGUUAACAGAUACAGGAAAUAAUAAAAGGCGAUUAUUUUUGUCAACAUCGCAGAAAGAAACACAAGUUACACCUCUUCAUGCUAAAAUACCUCUUACUAUUCUAAGACGAGCAAUAUGGUUAAAUCUGUGUUUAGAUAUGAUAUCACUAGUAGGUGAUGUAUGGAAGGGUCAGACAUAUCGUUCUAUAGAACAGAUUACUGUAUCAGCUAACUGUCAUCUUAGACGAAUAUUUACAUUAAAAACACAACCUCCUGAUACUACAGAUGAUGAUGAACUGUAUGGUUGUUUUAAUUCUAAUGACACUGUAUUGGAAGCUAUACCUAAACAAUGUGUAUUGACAGGUGAUAUUACUCAACUUACACAAGUUUUAAAUUUAGAUAAAAUAAAACAUGCUGAAAGGUUGAGAGGUCAUUCUACAGGUGAACUAAGUCGUGGAACGUCCAUGUCAGAUAUAGAUCUGAAUGCAAGUAGUCAUAGAGCUGGUAAUAGUGACACUAGUUUUCGUAUAGCAUUUGGUGUUAGAGUUCCUGUUCCUGAUACUUCUCGUAGAUCAGGCACUGGAAAGACGGGUAGUACUAUAAAUAAAAGUUUUAGAUCUGAAAAAGAUGGGUUUGGAAGUGGAACUAAUCUGUCUAACAGUUUAUCCAGUCAAGAUGGUAGGACAAGAACUGGUUCGGGUAAAACAGAAACAAGUCCAACAGAGCAAAAAUCAACAAGUUAUCGUCACAUUAAUUCUGAUGAUGUAAAUAUAACUGAUGAAACUGACACAAUAAAAAAUAAUAAUAAAGUAACGCCACAUCCUCCUAGAGAACCAUCCAAUGACAGAGUUAGACGUCGACCGCGGGUUAAAACCCUUUCUGCUAAUGGAAUAAAUAAAGACAGACAAUCCAGUGCUGGUUCACUGAAAGAAGAAAACAUUACACCUGAAACAGAACAACCAUCAAUGUUAUUCAAAAAACCUACAGAUGUCUCGGUGAAAACGUUUGGUCGAAAAGUUCAUAGUGGUCAAGAUUCAAGAUCGAAUUCUGGAUCUAGACCUAAUUCUGGUUCAAGACCGAAUUCAAGUUCCAGACCAAAUUCAAGUUCCAGACCAAAUUCUGGGUCAAGGCCAAACUCUGGAUCUCAAGGCCAAGGCAGUGUUAAGUCAGGGUUGAGAAGUGUGGGUGAUGGUGAAGAUAGAUUUAAUCUGUCUGGUUUAUCAAGUUCAAAACAAACUGUUAAUAAAAUAUCAAAGGAUAAACCACCUUUUGAUCCAAAGAAAUAUUCUAACGGUGUUGGCUACGAGUCAGAUGAUGAGAUAUUAGAAGUUAUAAAUGCAUUAAAAUAUAAACUGGAUAAAAGUGGCAUAUCAUCUUCAUCAACCAGUUCUUCAGCACCAGGGGAAUAUGAAGAAAGUGAUGAUGAGGAGACAUCAGAAGUUGGAGGUCUCCAUGUUUUUGCCUCCCGUCCAACUACUGCACCAAGAAGAAAUAUUUCCCCAAAUACACAGACAAAUCCAGACAGCCCACAGUCAAAAAAGAGUUUUUCAAAGAGUUCAAGAUCUUUGCGGAAAUCACAGGCGGAUAUUUAUUCGGCACGUGGAGCCCGUCCAGAGGAUGAUUUUAUAAAUAGUCAAACAAGUAGUGAAGAAGAAGAUCAUCUGCAAAAAUCUCGAAAACCCAAUUCCCGUCCGACCAGUGGUACAUCUAGUACAGGUGCUAGUCCCAAAAAUAGAGAAAACCAAAGAACUGGAUCAGGUUCAAAACGAACACAUGUAAUACCGAAACCAUCCAGUAUAAGUCCCAAUCAUCGGAAUAUAGACUCAAAUCAACUUGGAAACAGCAGAUAUCAAUCAGGACAAAUCUCAAGAAUAAGUAUGCGAGCCUUGAAAGAAAUUACCAAAAACGACCCUAGACUAAAAUCAGAGAGAUCUUACGAUAAAAAUAAAUAUAAAAUAGCCGAUGUAACAGAUUCAUUUGAAGCCAACAUGUUUGCCAGUAUGCAGCGUCAACAGGAAGAAUCUAUGGAGGACGUGACCAAUGAGAGAAGAGAUAAUAUAAAGGUUGUGAUAAGUCCGCGGAGAUUGAAUCCUGGUAGACAUAAUAGCAAUAGUAACCAUCUUUUUAAUGAAUCACCAUCAACUACUAGUGAUGAUGAUACUAGUUUAAGUACAUGGAAAGCUCCUGCCCGAAACCAAAGAGGUUAUAAUAUACAUGAUGAAAUGAAAACACGACAAAGUAGUGAUACAUUAAUGUCUUCCAAUCCUAGAGAUUGGAGCAGUGUGUUUAGUCCACCUAUCAACCUACCGAACGACGUCAACAGUCAUUUAAGAAACUCCACAGACUUAAGUGACAGUAGUCUUUCUCCUAGGAAAGAUAAAUUUAGCCCGGGCAACACGUUAAAUAAUGUACCUGAGUUUUAUGACACAGAAGUAGAUGGAGAUGAACUUGAUUUAUUGUUUGAUUCAGAAUUAAACUGUUACUACGAUCCUAAAACACAUAAAUAUUAUGAGCUGUCCAUGUGAAUAAAGACAUGUCGAGUGUGAGGAUCUAAAAAUGUGUCCGGGGUCUUGCAAGUUUGCAAAAUGUUACAUCAGAAAUUUACAGUAUUAUUACAGUACAAUCUAAACUUGCAAAAGUUAUGCAUUCUUUCCCAUGUGAAAGAACGAUUCCUCUGAAGACAUUUUUGUGGUAAAAGUCAAUGUAAGCUUUGUUAAUCUGUUGAGAAAAUAAUUAUGACUGCUGGACAGACUUUAAUUAAAAGUCAUAAACUUUGUGGUAUAUGAGUUUCUGCAGAAAGACAUCACAAAAUCAGGGACAUGAACUAUCAUGAUUGUUGAACUGAUGAAAUAUGAACCAGUGUAGCAUUAGGGUUUUAGUAUUUUCAAAUAAAUUCAACCAAUUUGCUGACUGUUCAUUUUAGUCAAAUUGUUUUGUAUUGAAGGCAAUAUUAAUCAAUUAUGCAUAGAUUUUGACUUCCCCAUAUGCUCUUGUGAUUGGCUAUUUACAGGCUAAAGAUCUUCUAAAAUUAUAAGAUGGCAAGUCUGAAGUUCAUGAGAAAUAGAGAAAUUGAAAUUGGACCCAUGUUGCCAGAUAAAAUCUAAGAUGAACUGUCACUUUUCAUAAAAACUAGAAAGGACAUGUUGAUCUAUGAUUUGAAAUGUUGCAGAUAGGGAAGUAAAUGAUCUGUACAGUGUAAUAUUUUACACUAUAUUGAGUGCUUUAUAUUUAUAUAUGUACAUACAGAUUGGUUUAUCUUUAGUGCUGUGUUAUUGUACAUUUUUAAAUAAUAUAUGUCUGAAAGAUUAUUUUAGAUUUGAAUUGUAAAUACAGACAGUUUGUAAAUUAGGUUUGUUGAGGGGUUAUGUGUU
Molecule: messenger RNA, 3963 nt
Organism: Patella vulgata (common limpet)
Lineage: Eukaryota; Metazoa; Mollusca; Gastropoda; Patellidae
Product: protein CFAP20DC
Exons: 19
Coding region: 346-3117 (923 amino acids)
Source: RefSeq, a predicted model, not a curated record